AGAGAGAGAGAGAGAGAGAGAGAGAGAGAGAAGCAGACCCUGUAGGACCCUGGGGAGGUCCCAGCUGAACAGAAGUGAGCUAGUAUCAAUUACCUUGGGCUUCAGUGCAACUCAUUUCAAUUGUGAUUUCAUGAAGAAUAACCAAAAUGUACCCACCGAGAAAGGAUUACCAAAACUAUGGUUUUUAUUGGCUAAAUUGGCCUUUAUUAGAGUUCUUCAGAAUUGUUGACUCUUCCUGGGCAGUGGAGCCUUUCAUAUUGUUUAUUCAGCAAGCUCUUCCUUUCUUUUCCAAUACAAAUUGGCAGACCUGCAUUUCUGUCCUGGAGAAAGGCAACCUUGCAUUCCUGCAAAAACCUAAUUUUUUAUCUUGGAAAAUUUAGAAGCAUGAUUCUAUAUUCUUUUAUUCCCCUUUACUAGUUAUAAUUCUUUCUUCAAUAAAUUGACCUGAUCUCACGAUGAUGACUGUGUUUUGAGCAUGCAUCUUUUUAGUGGGUUCAUAUUUUAUCUGUUCAAUUAUGGUUCAGGGUUGAAAAUCUCAAAAACUUAAGAGCGAUGAUGGGGAGUGCCCAACAUUGGUUUGCUCUGAUCUGGCCGCUCGAGGACUGGAUUUGGAUGUGGACCUUGUCAUUAUGUUCGACUUCCCCUCAACUUCGAUCGACUAUCUUUAUCGAACAGGGAGAACUGCUCAUAUGGGAGCAAAAGGGAGAGCCUUGUGGCCAAAAAAGACCAAACUUUUGGCUGACAGGAUUGAAGAAGCCAUUAAGAAGAAUAAGAGCUUGGGGUCUCUUGAGGUUGCCAAGCAAAACCAGAGUGAUUACAAAUCUGUGAGAAAGGUCACAAAUUCUGCAAAAAAUUUGAAACCAAAAGCCAAAAAUAGCACAGCUUCGACAAAGUCAUCACCCAAGGUGUCUCAAUCUUCUGCUCGAAAGAUUGUUUCAGCAAAGGGCAAGAAGAAUCCAAUGAGUUCAAUGGCGGGUAAAAAUAUUGUUUCAACAAAGAGCAAGAAGAAUCAAAUGAGUUCAAUGGCUCCAAAGCCCAAAAUUGUGAAGAGAGUGGAAACCAGGAAACCUCAAAGGGUAAAGACAAGCUCAUCUAAACUUCGGGUAGUUGGGUUUCGGGGAUGGAGUGCAGCUGCUUAGAAGCAGUCCUUGAGAACAUUUAAAGCCGAGUUGAGUCUGAUUCACUUGUGGGGGAGCAAUCUCUCUCUUAGUAAAUUCUCUAGGCAAUGCUGAGAAGCCAUCUUAGAUGCUGGCAUCAGCAAGUUCUGUGAUUUUUUUUAGGUAAUGGGGUAUUUUGUUGAGGAAGCCAAAUUUAUCCACGAGAGAUCUCAUGGAUGUUUUGUUUCGCUUAUUUAAUUGAAGAAAUAUUUUAACAA
Amborella trichopoda is the source of this 1375-nucleotide messenger RNA. The record is from RefSeq and is a predicted model, not a curated record. NCBI's taxonomy places the organism in Eukaryota, Viridiplantae, Streptophyta, Magnoliopsida, Amborellales, Amborellaceae.